AUGGGCACGUACUUCUCUGGAGCGGACAAUUCGCUGUCGGUCUACUUGGCUGUGACUGUAAUCUUUGGCAUUGCAAUAUUUUACAGAAACAGAAGGAACCGUGCAGCAAAAGAGUUUCCUUUCUUCUGUGGUCUCUUCCUGCUUUUUGUCUUCGAAAUCCUGUGUUUUGCUGCACUCCCAGUUUCCCUGGGCUUGGCUUUAUUCUCACUGGCAUGCCUCAUCUUUUGCCUCUGCACACGUGUCCCAACGAUGCUACCUGUGGACCGCAAAGCAGUGCUUAUCACAGGGACGGACUGUGGCAUUGGACACGCACUGGCAAAAUACCUGGACAGUUUAGGAUUCGUUGUGUUUGCUGGUGUCCUGGAUGAGAAAGGGCCUGGUGCCAAACAAUUGCGGGAGACCUGUUCUGAGAGGCUUUCUGUCCUUCAGCUGGACAUCACAAAUUCCAAACAAAUCAAGGAGGCUUAUCUUGAAGUUGCACAGAAAUUGAAAAAUGCAGAUCUUUGGGGCCUCAUCAAUAAUGCGGGGAUAUUGGGAUUUGCUGGCGACGGUGAAUUGCUUUCCAUGAGCACUUACAAGCAGUGCAUGGAUGUCAAUUUCUUUGGCCCCGUUGAGGUGGCAAAAACCUUCUUACCCUUACUCCGGAAAUCCAAAGGACGGCUUAUUAAUAUCUGCAGCAUGGCAGGAAGUAUCCCAAUGCCACGAUUUGCAGCCUACGGGGCAUCCAAAGCAGCCCUCUCCAUGUUUUCUGGAACACUGAGGCAGGAACUCUCCAUCUGGGGCAUUAAAGUAGCUGUACUUUAUCCGUCAGGCUUCAAGACAUCUAUCCAAGGAACUCCUGAGCUAUGGGAUAAGGAAGAACAGACUCUUCUUCAGAACUUGACGCCAGAUGUGAAGAAAGAUUAUGGUGAAGAUUACAUCCUUUCACUGAAGCUCUUUCUCUCACAUCUACCUUUUCUGGCUGAAGCUGACCUCUCACCAGUUCUCUGUGAUGUGUUACACGCUUUACUGGCAAAGUCGCCACAUGGUUUCUAUACUCCGGGCAAGAAUGCAUACAAAUACCUCCUCAUUUCCUGCUACUUCCCUCUUUGGUUUUUUGAUUUUUGCAUGAGGAAAAUGCUAAAUAUCCCAGGCAUACCCAGGGCUCUCAGAGACAAAAAAUAAGAACUCUUAGGAAGAACUAAGAACUUUUAGGAGGAUCCAGAGGCACAUGCAACUUUCGAAAAUUAAAGGGGGGAACAUUAAUAAGUGAUU
Molecule: messenger RNA, 1254 nt
Organism: Hemicordylus capensis (graceful crag lizard)
Lineage: Eukaryota; Metazoa; Chordata; Lepidosauria; Squamata; Cordylidae
Gene: HSD17B2
Product: hydroxysteroid 17-beta dehydrogenase 2
Exons: 5
Coding region: 1-1164 (387 amino acids)
Molecular function (GO): oxidoreductase activity
Source: RefSeq, a predicted model, not a curated record